CGCUGCUCUGCGCCUGAAUCUGUUACAAACACUUGUUUCUGAAAGUUAUUAAGUUAUAAAGUAUGGAAGUUACUGUGAUACAGUGACAUUGGUCAAAUUACAGCGCACGAAAACAAAUGUGUCCAUGAAAUGCAGCGUGUGUUUUCGGUCUGAAAACUCUUUUUUCCUCUCACUUGUUGACACAAACUUUCAUCACAUCCAUGUCGCCUAAUUCUUUGUUCCAGCAGAAAAACACUGGAAGUAGACCUCCCGGAUCAGGCUUUAUCCUGAGUUUCCCUCAGAAACCGGGACAGGCUGCACUGAACAGACCCGCAGCUGGGAAACCUUUCUUUAACCCUCUUUACACAUUUUUUAUUCACAUGCUUCAUCUUUAUAGACUAGUUUUGUUUUUAGCGACAGAUCACACGAGGAGUAAACGGACUGAAGACGUGUUUUCCGUCACCGGUGGCCAGUUUCACCCGAGAGGACAACAGAGUCUAAGAUCGAUGUUAUCAAUAAGCUGAUUGAUUGAUCAGAAGGCUCGAGUGACAGCCGGAGGUUUGUCAGCGAUGGGCAGGAAGUUAGAUCUGUCGGGGCUGACGGACAGCGAGGCGGAGCAUGUCCUGCAGGUGGUGCAGAGAGACAUGAAGCUACGCAAGAAGGAGGAGGAGCGUCUCAGCGAACUGAAGCAGGAGCUGGACGAGGAGGGCAGUCGCUGCCUCCUGCUGUCACGGCAGAGUUGCUUCAACCAGCGCUGCUGCAUCCGCUGCUGCUCGCCCUUCACCUUCCUGCUCAACCCCAAGCGCCAGUGCCGCGACUGCCACUACAACGUCUGCAAGGCCUGCCGGGUCUACAACAAGCGGGACAAAGCCUGGCUCUGCUCCGCCUGCCAGAAGAGCAGGUUGUUGAAGACGCAGUCACUGGAGUGGUUCUACACUAAUGUGAAGACGCGCUUCAAGAGGUUCGGCAGUGCCAAAGUGCUGAAGACUCUUUACAGGAAGCACCUUGCGGAGCACAGCGCGCUUUCAGAGCUUACUGAGGGCAGCGCCUACGAGGAGAGUAUCUGCAAUGAGGGCAGCGUCUGCGGGAGCGACUCAACAUUCUACAGACAAACUGAAGAGCACAGCAUGGCAGAGACGCUCACUGUGGCCUUGCGGGUGGCAGAGGAAGCCAUAGACGAGGCCAUUUCCAAGGCUGAGUUCGACACUUCCAAUCAGGAGAACCAGAAUGAGGCUCACUAUCUGCGGGAGCACAGAGGAGAGCUCAUUGAGGAACUGGCCAAAACUAUUGUCCAAAAAAUUAUUAGUAGGAGGAAGACUUUGGCUGAGAUGAGGGCAGAAUAUGACCAGGAUUGGCCACAUGAACACAACACUGAUCUUCAUCAACAUCAUCAGUCCAGCUGUGAUCAAGCCUCCAGCUCCCUUAAACACCAAUCAGGCCUCUGGAGGUCACAUUCUGCCUUCUCACUGUUGGACAAUGACGGUCCAGGUCUAAUACAAGACUCCCCACAGGCGUUAAAGAAGGACGGAGGGGGGUCAGGGAUGUCAACCUGGAAGAGUGUAGACCGGCUGGACAAUGCUGGUGUGUCCUCAGUGCUGAAGAGCCCCGAUGGGAACUGGAUCGCCCUGCAGAGCACCCAGCUGUCUCGUCCCAGCCUGCUGACCAAAAGGAAGAGCCUGGUCUUCAGUGCCUUGGAGAGGGAGUCUGGAGUGGUGUCCGCCUACGAAGGAAUGGGCUCUGACAACGAAACCAAACCCGAGUCGGACAGCUCCUGGGGUGCUGUCCUCCAGGAGAUCCACAGGAAGAUGACAGACUCCAAUUUCAUCCUGCAGGACGGCCACAACAGAAAUGCGUCCCCGCUGUCGGGCAGCAGAGAGGAGCUGUUCUCAGACUCUGAGGGGAACUGGAAGCCUCAUAAACCUCUGCUGGCUCUGUUUAAGAGGAAAGUGCCUCCGGAGAUCAGGCGACCUUCAUCCUCCCGCAGGACCAGCAUCAUUGAUGUGAACUUUAACGUGGAAGGAGCAGGAGAGGAAGAGAGUAAUGUGGCUGCAGAGCCAGAGGUGGGAAAAGUCAGGAGAUUACGGAGGAAAAGGAGUAAGAAACAGUCUUCUUCUGUGCUGGAUGACAGCGAGAAAGACGAUGAUUCCCAAAGUCCGUCUGAUGCUGCGACCCCUGACACUUUGACCUCCGGAGCGUCGACCCCUGAACCCUCUGACCAUGAGAGUGACAUCAUGGGACAUGGAGCCAAUCAGAUGGAGCAGGAGCACACUCCAAAACUCCAACAGCUGUCAGGCCGAGUUUCUGAGUCCUCCACCGCAGAAGAAGAAGAAGUUGAUGGAGGAUUUAGAGAUGCUUGUAGUGAUGAAGAGAGGGAGGAAAAGGAUGUAGAUGAGGAAGAAGAAGAAGAGAGGCUGUGGAGGAUGGAGGUCGACUUGGAUGAAGGAAGAACAGAGGAAGAUGAGGACGUAGACGAUGAAGAGAUGAGACACAGAUUGUACAGACUCAUCGAACAGUCCAGACUCACGUACCUGUCGUCCACUGAUGAUGAGUUAGACAAAUUGGGGCAGAGUGAAGGAGAAUGGGAUGGAGGAAAGGAUGAAGACAUGGAGGACAGACUUACUUCAAAAAUCUGUCAGCUGGAAAAAGAAGUCUGGGCCAACCAGUUCUCCUCCACAGAGGAUGAGCUGGACAGAGUCGGCGUCAAGGAUGAAGAAAAGACAGGAGAGGAGGAGGAGCUGGCGGUGAAAGUGUGCAGAUUAGCUAGUCAAGCCAACGCCACGCAAUUCUCAUCCACGGAGGACGAGCUGGACCGGGCAGGCCGAGGUGAGGAGGGGGAGGAGGCGAUAGACGAAGAGAAGCUGUGGGAACUGCAGGCAGAAAAAGACGUCCAGGCCGCUCAAGUGCGCGAUUUGGCCAGUCUAGUUAGUGCUUCUCAGUUUUCUUCCACUGAGGAUGAGCUGGAUAGAGUCGGAGAGAAUGAUGGAGAGAUGGAGCAGGAAGGAGGAGAUGAGAGGGAGCAGGCAGUAGGAAAGAUUCAGGACAGGAGAGAGUCAUUCGGAGAUUUGGAUGUUAAAAUGUUUGAUUUAAGGGAUGAAAUUGAGGAAAGAAUGUCAGAGAGCAGUGAUGCAAAAGUUGAAGAUGACCCAGAGAUGGAGGGAGAGAAAGAUUGCUUGGAGGACAGAGUCACAGAUGAGGAUGAAAGGAUGGUAAAGGGGCUUAUAUGUGAAGAAAGAGUAGAACUUUUGACAGAAGAGGAAAGACAAGAGAUAGAAACAGUGGUGCUAGCAGAGAAAACAGAGGAGAUGAAAUCUGCACUUGACACAAAAUUCCAACAAGAAAAUCAGCCAGAGGCAGAGUGGACAGACACAGAGGACAGAGAGGAGGGACAGGAAGAGGAAAAGUUCAGAGAAAGUGAAGAGAGUGCGGACACAGCAGCAGACAGCGACGAGGAAGCUGCAGAGUUUGACAGAAUAAUCAGCAGCAUGUUGAUGAUGACUCUGGAGGACAUGCAGAUAGAGACAUUAAAAGAUGAAGCUGCAGAAAAUGGGAGCGUAAAUACAGAGACAGAGGAGUUAGAGACAGAUGAGAAAACUGUGGAAGAAGAUGGAUUUGAGGACAAUGCUGUCGACGCACAAAGCACAAAUGCAGCAGAGGAGACAGAAGUUGUGAAAGAGUUUCACAGAGGAGGUAAAGAUGCUAUGCUAGAGUCGGCUGUGGCUGAAAGACCAGCAGAAAAUGUAGCAGAGCUAACAGGAGGAGAUAUUUCCAGAGAAAAUGAAAGUGAAGAUGAAAAUCAGCAGGUAGAAGAUGCAGAAGCACGUGACGAAAGAAAUGCAGCUAUUGAGGGGACACUUGAGGCGUUUAAAAAAACAGAAGCGAAUGAUGGCGAACAAAAAGAUGGAAAAAGAGAAGUCGCUACUGAGUGGCAAGAGAUGGAGACACACGGAGGUGCUGCAGAGGGAGGUCCUGAAAGUAAAGAAACAGAUGAAAGACUUGAGGAAACCAAAGAAGAAAAUGCAGACGACGUGGAGCAGAGCAGCACGUCUUCUCUGCAGGAGGGUUUACUGUCACCUGAGGAGAUUCAAAGUGAUAAUGACAUGGAGCUUUACAAAUCAUUACAGUUUAUAUCAACUCUGCUGGAGCAGAGGUACUCAGCGGUGUCUCUGCGCAGCAUCACCACUGAGGUCCUGAGGGUGCUGAAUGCCACUGAAGAACUGCUGCUGCAGGGGGCGCAGGAAGGAGAUAGGUCCCGGACGCUCUCCAACACCUCAUUGCCCCCAAACACAGACCCUAAGAAACUUGAUCAGCAAUUCUCCAGACUGGAGGAAAAUGUGUACGUGGCAGCUGGAGAGGUUUACAGUCUGGAGGUGGAGCUGACUGACCUGGAGGAGUGUGCCAGGGGCAUCUGCAGUGACACGUCCGACAUGGAGCUUUCCUUCCUGGAGGAGCAGGUGGCAUCAGCAGCUGCCGCAGUCCAACAGUCUGAGCUUCAGAUUUGUGACAUCUCAGCCAGAAUUGCUGCUUUGAAAAGUGCAGGCCUCAAUGUGGACACGCCACAGUCACGCUUCACGAGGACCAGGACCAUUCCCAUUAUGCCGGUCACUGUGGACUCAUCCAGACAGCUGAGGAGAAGACUGCCUGCACCACCAGUGAAAGAAGAAGGAGAGACCUUAAAUCUUGGAGCCAGAUCUACCAACACAGUAGUGCCUUGACCUACUACAGGCCAGUCUUAACUGAUCCAG
Molecule: messenger RNA, 4721 nt
Organism: Plectropomus leopardus (leopard coralgrouper)
Lineage: Eukaryota; Metazoa; Chordata; Actinopteri; Perciformes; Serranidae
Gene: myripa
Product: myosin VIIA and Rab interacting protein a
Biological process (GO): intracellular protein transport
Cellular component (GO): cortical actin cytoskeleton
Molecular function (GO): actin binding; myosin binding; small GTPase binding
Source: RefSeq, a predicted model, not a curated record